Molecule: messenger RNA, 327 nt
Organism: Eremothecium gossypii ATCC 10895
Lineage: Eukaryota; Fungi; Ascomycota; Saccharomycetes; Saccharomycetales; Saccharomycetaceae
Gene: PET191
Product: Pet191p
Exons: 1
Coding region: 1-327 (108 amino acids)
Biological process (GO): mitochondrial respiratory chain complex IV assembly
Cellular component (GO): mitochondrion
Source: RefSeq, marked provisional
AUGGGGGCCAGUUGCAAGGACCAGCGGAAAGCAGUGGCUAUAUGUCUCCAACGCUCGCCAUGCGUGAUGAUCGAGCGGAACACACCCAAGAAAUGUCUUGAGGACCCAGAACUGCGCAAGCAAAUGCCAGACCUGUGCAUCGCGCAGAUGCGGUCGUUUCUGGAGUGCAAGCGUGGGAUGGUGGACAUGACCAAGCGGUUCCGCGGAAACGGCGCGAUGUCGACGGGGCGCUACGACCAGCAGUACGAGAACCUGUCCACCGGGAACUUCAACGCACGGGCAGAGAUGCAGAAGCUCGAGGAGCUCGACGAGAGCAACAAGACGUAA